AUGGCACGGCCACGCGCCCAUUCCGGUGCGGAGGGCCCCAAGGAGCCUCACGCCGUCUCUCUCAAAGUAUUGCGACUGUCCCGGCCCUCGUUAUCAUAUCAGCACCCACUGCCCACGGAGAACACGAGAAUCUCUCCCAAGGCAUCGUUAGCAUACCCAUCGAAUGACUUCGAUAGCCAAUUUAUUCUGAGUCCUAAUGUUACGCUUCCUCCUGCUUUCGGAUCUGCUUACGUUGGCGAGACCUUUGCCUGUUCAUUAUGCGCGAAUAAUGAAAUCCCUGAAGAAGACACUACACGGGUCGUCACCUCCGUCCGUAUUCUUGCUGAAAUGCAGACUCCGUCGCAAGUCGUACCCUUGGAGUUAAAGGGGUCGGAAGAUGAAACACAAACAGAAGGCUUAGGAAAGGGCCAAUCUUUCCAGAGGAUCGUCCAAUUCGACCUGAAGGAAGAGGGAAAUCACAUUCUAGCUGUCAGUGUCAGCUAUACCGAAACUCUGAUGUCGGAUAAUACCCACGCGGCGAGCGGAAGAGUGAGGACUUUUCGCAAGCUUUACCAAUUCAUUGCACAACCGUGUCUGAGCGUCAGAACGAAAGCUUCGGAGUUGGCUCCUCUGGAGGUGGAUAACAAGGCAUUAGGACCAUAUGGGAAGUCAAAGCUUCUCCGCUUUGCUCUGGAGGCACAGCUGGAAAAUGUCGGGGAUGGUCCCGUCGUGGUCGAGAAGACGAUAUUGAAUCCAAAACCCCCAUUCAAGUCCCGGUCUCUUAAUUGGGACUUUGAGCGACCCGACUCGCUAAAGCCGCAAAAACCCACCAUGAACCCGCGAGAUGUUCUCCAAGUCGCGUUUCUUGUCGAACAGGAGGUUGGCCAGCAAGAGGGUCUCGAAGCUUUACAAAAAGACAUGAAGCGCGACGGUCGAGCGACGCUAGGGCAACUCUCGAUCGAAUGGCGUAGCGCGAUGGGUGAUAGAGGAUUUCUCACGACAGGCAAUCUGCUGACCAGAAAGCGAUAG
Molecule: messenger RNA, 1008 nt
Organism: Rasamsonia emersonii CBS 393.64
Lineage: Eukaryota; Fungi; Ascomycota; Eurotiomycetes; Eurotiales; Trichocomaceae
Product: DUF974 domain protein
Exons: 5
Coding region: 1-1008 (335 amino acids)
Cellular component (GO): TRAPPIII protein complex
Source: RefSeq, a predicted model, not a curated record